UGGGAAACAGUUCUGGCUACAGAACAGGAGGGAGUUUCGAAAUUAUUUCACGAUUAGCUAAAGUUUAACAUGUAAUACCAUGGCUUUAUUGAAUUUUUGCAACCACCUGAUGUGAGCUAAACAUAGGGAUCCUGUAAUUUCGAUUAACCCUUCGUGAAUGCGUAAUCACGGCGAAGAACUGAUGCUGCCUUUGAGACAUGGAGCUAAAAUUGGAGGUCGUUUUGUCAUCCAGCAUCAAAAGGAAGAAACCAUGGCCGCGAUUCUGUUGGCUUGGGCAGGAGAAGGAGUCUGUGUUCCUGUUAGAUGACAAACGGAUCAGUGAGAUCAACAUGGUGUCUGGUCGCACAAAGAAGAGGACCCCUAAACUCCAUCCUUUGCUCAACAGUGUGGUGAAAAUGGCUUCAUCCCACAAUGGUAUGUGGCUUUGUGGACUAUUGGUAUCAGGAGAGCUCUUUCUGUGGAACAGAGAUAAAGACUUGUUGAAGACUGCUGCAGCAACCCCAGAAGUAGUUCACGUAAUUACUUCUGGUCAAGGAAAUGCCACGAGGUUGUCUCUCCAGGUUUCUGAGGAUGGGAUGUGUGUGCUACUGGUAGCCAUAACAGGGCAAGUCUUCCUGUGGGAGUGUAUGGACGUCAGGGAUUUGAUGGGAGUACGAGAUGGCAAAGUCAAGGGACACUGGGCACAUAUACAGCCCCUUGAGGAUACCAUUCUGCCUUCUCCACAAGACAAAGAAGCAUCCCAACACACAAUUUUUGUAAAGACAGAGGUUAUGGGUGAUGCCUGCUUAUCAGCCUUUGUUUUCACAUCUGGAAAGAACCUAAUCAUUACCUGUCUGAAAAUUCAGUGGGAAGAGGGCCACAUGAGAGUUGGUUCUGUGGGAUAUAGCAUACAGUGGGCCACCAAAACAUACCCCAUGUCUCAUCUCACCCCACCCUGCAAACCAGUUAAGUCUAGAGGGGCCUUGGUGCAAGCCUUCUCCCCAGAUGGCCAACUGUUAGCCAUCGUUCUGAACCAGAGACAGCCAAAGGCUACACAGGUCCUUUAUGUGAGCACACAGAAUUUUGUCUCAGUAUCAAGUUGCCUUGGAGGAUGUGGAAGUAAGAAAAUGGCGAUCCCCUCUAAAUACAUAAGGUCCUACUGGGUUGCCAGUGUGAGCUGGUCAUCCAGCGGCCUUUUCCUGGCUUGUGUUCUCAAGAGAGGCUCCCUUCUUAUGUUGGCUCGCCUCGGAGGGCUUCUCACUCUAACAAGCUCUGGUUGCAAUGUUGACUUUGGGCCUGCACACUUCUUACCCCUGCACCCUCUCAUCACUUACCGGCCAACAGUGUCUGCAGGAAGAGGAGAUGCCUCUCUGUCCAGUUCUAGCUUGUCUGUGCGGGAUGUUCUGAGGCAGCGGUAUUCUGUGACCUGGCAUCCACGGCUGUUGUAUCUCAUUGUGUCUGACGGCUACAUGGCCACGGUUAUGAGGGUGCUAGAUAGGGCCUCUCCUGCCAUGUUGCUAAAAGCACUUCUUAAGGACACAGGCAAGGAUCUUGAGAAGGCCAGCCGGAUACUGGAUAAAUCACAGAUUCAUGUAAGGGCUUGGUUGGAGUCUGUGUCUUGCCUGAAUCUUGACAGCAGCCUUGAGGCACUCAACCCCAUUGUUACAUGUGGGCCCAACACCACAGACUCUGUCUUUUCAGCAGCUGCAGAUGGAUCCACUUUGCCACUUUUCCUGCAGGACCAAGGGACAUUGGGGGGAACCAAGGAGCUUCUUGGAAAAGUACAGGCUUUCUUUGAGGAUGACUCUGAUUUAGAGGGACCCCCUGCUGGUUCUCAUCUGGAGGAUGGCGGUCGUUUAGAGUUUGCCUCCAUGUUUGACACACUCCACGCCCUGGACACACACACUGACACUGGACUUGUUAGUGGUCCAGAUUAUGAAAAGGACUUUGUUGAAACAGAGAGGAAGACUCCUCUUAUUCAUCGUGAACUUGGGAAAAUCCAGAGUAAGCUGCUAACAGCCUGGGCUUUUAGCAUGUCUCUAGGAAAUGCUGUGGAAGAUAGAGCUCGUCUGUUGAAGCAUACCCUCUAUUGUGUGGUGCGAUUUGCUGCUUUACUCCAUUUGAUCCCCAGCUCCAUGGUCCACACAGGAAAAAAGAAUAACUCAGUUUCUACUUCCCUCCUUCAUCUUAUCAAAGCCCUUCUAUCUUUUCUUCCCUGGGAUAGCACUCAUUCAGAUGGGCCAUGCUGCCUGGGACUGGUGGUAGAGCUCACUAAACGACUGGUACGCCUCCUGCUGACCCCUUACCCUGAGUCCUACCAGACCGGUCACUGUCAGCUAUCAUCUCAAUGUCUAUCCACCACCCUGCAUAUCUUGCAGCUGGUCUCCAAUUCUCUUGACCACACCUACAGCCUGCAGCAAAGAACUGUGUGGUCCUCUGCAGAGAAGGAAUCUCUUUCCCAGCCACUACAGCUCUGGCCAUCAGAUGUACACUAUGUGCCUCUGCUACAGGAGGAGAAGGAAAAGAGACUCAGCUUGCUACAUCAGGCACAACCUGUUCCGCAGCGACCAUCCAGCAGAUUGGUGGGAGUGUGGCAGUGGGUGUAUAAGAUCACCCAGCAGUAUCUGGAAGAACUGAAAAGCUUUAAAGGCUGCGAUGGCUGGGAGGAGGAACAGGAACAGCUGUCUUUCAUCAUGUCACAGAUCCAAACAGCUCUGCAGGCUACAGGAGAAAGGCUAGAGGAGGGCCCUGCACUGCUGAGUUACCUAGGUGAACAUCUUUUCCUGGAUGGCUUGUAUCCAAAAAGCGCUGAUGCUUGGCAGUCGCAAAUUUGUGAAGAGAUUAGCAAAAGUUGUGAUCGUAGGGCCUUCCAGGAGGCACGGCUUUGUCUGGCACUCCUAUACAGUCUCUUGUCCCAGUACCGUCUAAGGGAAGCCCAGGAGUUGGGGGACCACAUGGCCCGCCUAAUACUGCACAGGGCCGGACACCAGAAGGACAACUUGACUUGCGUAACAGACUCUCUUCCUUGCCCGUGGCUCCCGAUGGACCUUCACAGUGAGGCAGCCUGUGCAGUGAUUCAGAGCCUGGGGAGAUUCAUGGCCACUUACUUCACCACCCAACCCCUCCACAUCCUGCCCCCUCACAAUGUGGCCAUCCUGCCUCCACUACAUGUACCUCAUGCCCCCAGUGUUGGGCGCUUGGUGCCACUGUGCCAGGAGGAGGGGGCUACAGCAGUUCGACGACAGCAUCUGUCAGAAGUAUGGACAGUGGACUAUGCCCAGGACCUGCUCCUGCUAGGGGGUCUACUUCCUGAGGCUGUGUGGUUGGCUUACCAUCUCGGGGACUGGAAAACAGCGGUGUCUCUGAGUCUGGCCUAUACAAGCUAUUGCACUGACCACUUUGACUUUACUCGGCUGAGGUGGAGAGAGCUCCACCUCCCAACAUUUUUGGAAGCCGAAAGCAUUUUUCAGGCUGAGUUGGAGUGUCUUCUCGGCAAUAAGUCUGACUCCCUUGAGCACAGAGACAAGGAUGGUGACAAGAGCUUCACAGACCCCUUUGAAGGAGUAGACUGGGAUUUAUUGCAGUUUUCCAUAAAGGAGAUACUUAAAGCAUCAGUCAUGGCUGGAGUGAAUGUUAUGUCUUCACCCUUGUCUUCCUUGCUGGACAAAGCUAAAGAAUUGUGUUCCUGCCUACCUAUGUUGGUGCCCAAUGGACUGUAUCUACCUUCCCCACCUCUUUAUUGCCCUCAGCCUUCCCCCAACACACAGGACCCGAUGGGGACAAUAGGACAGUUUACUGAAGUUGUAUCACGUCACAAAGUGUCUGCGGUUCUCCAAAGAUUACUUUUACUUCUGAGAUCUGCUCAUUGUUGCCAUCCUGCUGCCCAGUGGUACAUCACUCAUCUGCGCCGUGCCAGACACCUACUACACAAGAUCAAGAAGAAGUACUCAUACCCAGCAGCUGCUGAAGAAGAGAGGGCUUUCCCAGAGGGCCUGAUGAAGUUUUGCACCCGCAGUGGAUUCUUCAGACGGGGGCCUAACAAAGAUGGUCAUUUGGACCCCGAUACCAUCCAAACUAUAAUCUGUUUCAGGGAGUUGUGUGGUUUAUGCUGGAUGCUGCAUGUCAGGGACCAGCUCUCCAUUUCCUGUAGGAAGUAUCAGGCGAACAGACAGCAUGGUAGAGAUGAACAGAUCCCUGGUCAUCCCGAAGUGAUCUCUAGCUGCAUUGAUGCUCUCCGCUGGGCCUGUCGUUUCCUGCCUUUCUCUCACUUCCUCAAUGCUGAAGAAAUUCUCCAGGACGUACUGCUCAGCCUUGUGUCCGAUCUACCUCCCAUCUCUUUGGUGGCAGACACGCUGGUGCGAGCCUUCCCAGAGGAGGAAGAGUCUGUCAGAGUCCCACUGAGAGAAAAGUAUAACUCACUGCUGCAGAGACUCAGGCAAUGCAUUGUCCUUGAAGCGGAGAAAGAGGAGGUGAAUGAGUUAAUGAUGAUUCAGAUUCAAGACAAACACAGGCAGAGGAGAAAACAUCUUGGGCGUUUGCGGAGGCACCUGGCCCCUCCUGAGCUCCAUCUGUGGGAGAAAGAAGAGGAAGAGGAGGAUAAGGGAAGCAAACACAGGAUGGCCAUGUUAAAGCAACUUUCACUGGGUACAAGUCUGAGCAACAGCACUUUAACAGACUGUGGGUUCCCCCCAGUGUGCAGUGAUGGAGACACAGCAGAGAAUACAUCAGCGGCUAUCUCCCCUGAACAGCAUUGCCGACCCAUGACCAGGGACAAAAAAUCAUAUAAAGUAAGAGACAAAGAAUAUGCUGUUAAGAUUGAAAGCGCCAUUCAGGAGGAGAAUUACCCAGAUGAUACCGAGGGGAAUGAGAAGUCCUCUCUACCAGUGGUUGGCACCUGGGAGUUUGAGUUGGAGGAUGAAGAGUAUCUAAACUUCCUGGAGCUCUUCCUCAGCUACGUGUUAGAGAAGGAUAGUGCUGAUGGAGGGAACUCGGGCAGUGAACUUCCUUUGCUGAAGGGCUUCUCCUCCCAGCUGAGGGAGAGAGAGUUGCAUUCUCUCACUUUUGAUGUGCUCACAACUGUUCAUCGCCGUCAAAGGGAUGGGCACCAUCCAGGGAGAAAACACUGGGGCAAUGAACCUCCAGUGUUCAGAGCUGGAUGCUGCUACAAGCCCAUCAAACAAAGUACAACCCCUGAAGUGCAAACGUCUUCCAUCGGGAGUGAAGGCCCCUUAUCCAGAGCUAGCCCUUUUGUCAGCUCUCUUCCUGGGCUGAGAACUGGCAGGCAAAAAGGUUUGUUUGGCCUCCGACAGCAAAGCAGUGUGCCUUUAGUCCAAAGAAUGAAAGGAGGCCACUCUGGUUCUGAAAAUAACCCUAUUCAAAGUGCCUUUCCCAUGAGGCAGCCAUCAGAGAGCUUGGUAUUAGCCUCUUCAACUUCAGUGGAAGCUGUGGUUGAACUGCAGCAGGGCCUGGACCCUAAAUUAGAGGCUCAGUUUCCAGAGCUGGGUAGGCUACUGGAGUGGAUGGUACGCUGGGCUGAUAGGAGGGUGCUACUGGGACAUCAUGGCAAAAAGAAGAAAGAGAGGGGAGGAGGGGUAGGAGGAACAGCUGAGGAAGGAGUAAUGAUUCGAGUCAAAGCCUCAGCACCUGCUGUCCUCACUUCCCUCAGCUUGCUGGAGUGGAGGUACACUGCUCUACUCAGGACAGACGACUACAGUACUCACAUCCAAGUUCCAGAAACACAAUGGACUGUAGCCCCUGUGCUGCAGCCUGCGGUGGACAGGAAGCUGGAGAGAGAGAGCAGUGUUGAUACAGGCUACCCUGGGUCAGCCAACACUCCCAUCAUUGGUCUUGAUUACAAUUUACAGCAAGGAGAAUUGUCCAUUGGUUCUACAGAUGAACCAGAGGAACUGACAUGUCACAGGAUGGCUCUUCCUAAUGAACAGGAUCAACUGACUUUUGAUGCUCAGCAGAGAAAAUCCAGUUCACAAAAACCAUCUCUCGAUGACUUAGAUGUUACACCUGAAAAAGAAUGCAAAAGCAGUGGCAGUGAGGGAUUUCAGGUGUCAUCCUCUAUUUCCCAUGGAAACAUCUCUGAAAACAUCUGCACACCUGAAACGAGUUUAAAGCUUGCAGAGCUGGACUUCUCAGAAAAUGCCGAAGAUAUGUCCAGUUCCACUUCUCUAAGUCAAGUACAAGCUCCUCCACACCCAGAGCCCCAAACUCUUCCUACUGUCCAGACUGAGGCCUUGGUUCAUGCAGAGCUUACUGAUUCGACUGGAAUGCUGCUCCCCAAUACACCUGUAGAUCCUCCAAGCCUUCAGCCACAAAGCUCCACGGCUGGUGGACACACUCAUGUUUCUACAGCCCCCGGUCAGCCGUCAUCCAAUCAGACUCCACCAAUGAGACAGCGACUGGGCGAAGACUUAUUUAGAUUGGUUCAGCAUAUCAACUACAUGAGCCUGAUGGAGGUUUUGGGGGCUUCAUUUUCCAACCUGCAACUCGCCCAGCAGAGCUCUUCUUUGGCUCAGUCGAACAUGAACUCCUCACACCCUACUGUGUCAUCAUCCUAUGUAACCAAUUCCAUCCCUCCGCCAAAUGCCUUACCUGUUCAAACCACCAUUUCUGUGACACCCCAGACACAGGCAAAUGUUCCAUGUUCAGGAUCCAACAACCCUCACUUCAGUCAGGCCCCUGCAUGUAUGUUUGCAGAGCAGCCUGCCGUACAGAGCUCAGGGAAAACCUUUCCAAGAGGUGGCCAGUGUCAGAUCACCAGGAAACUACCCUCCACUGCCAAUGGUGCAGAUGCACAUGAUCAGGAAAUUCAGCCACUCUCUGUCCAGGCGGAGUCACCAGAAAUCCAGUUCAGACAGAGCAGGAGGUUAAUCCCAUCUUCUCAGGGGCUCCUGUCCACUACUGACAUUAGUCACACUGUUCCCAGUGCUCCUGUGGUACUGCCCUCUAAUGAUAGCAUACAAAAUGACCCUGCAACCCAGGUCUCGGGCCUGAAAUUACUACAGCUCCAGCAUCCUUCAUUGCCCCGGCAGAGUGCCCCACACCAUCCUCCAGCCCAAGGGCCCCAGACGCUGCUCACUGCAAACCCUGCAACUCUUGAAUCCCAUCAGCCCAAGCUUAAACACAAUCACCAAGCUGCCCUAAAGAAGGCAGAAGAAGAAAAAAGAAAUGGGUCUUCAGUUCCAAGAAGACAACUCAGUUUUGAUCAUCCACAUUAUCCAGCUCCCAGGAACUCUCAACCUCAGAUUCAGACAUCAGAGAGGUCCUGGGGCCAGGAGUUCUCGUUACCUUCUCCUGCUUUACAAGCUCAGACACCUGCACCAAUGCAGGGCCUUCGCCUGCUGCAAUUUCAGCCUGUUCCACACAGCAACAUCACAUUCCCUAAACUACCCAUACCAUCUUCUUCUAGGCCCUCUACGGUCAUUGCAGCUCCAAUGGGAGAAACACGUCUGAUCAAGCUUCUACAUGUAGAGUCUGGACCAAAAAUGAUUUUGCCUCUGGCAGCUCCUUCGACCCAAAUGACCCGUCUCAUCUCCAUGGAAGAGUUGACAAGUUCAGUGAGCGGGAGGCAGAGCGCUGAAGAGGCACGACUGCGGUUGCUCAGAGUUGACCCACCUACUGAAAGCACUAGAACAGCUACCACUUCUCCCAGCUCUAACUCCAGCAAGAGGCAGAGGAGGAGAGAGGAAAAGGCGAGGAGGGCCAGAAAAACAGAGGUCACGUUCAGACCAAAUGAGUCUAUCAUUCCUACACAAGAGACAACAGAUGAACCUGUAAAUGAAGAGCCUGUGGUUGCAGGGGAGAUCCCCGCGGGAAACGACUUUGCCAUUCCUCUUGGAUCCUUUGACUCUUUGCUGACUGGUCAGAGAUUAUUGGACAAGGCCAUGUCCACUUCAGCUGAGCUCCAUGCCUUUGCUUCCACAUUUAAAAGACCCCCAGAGUGCCAUGAUGCUUUCACCAACACAGACCCAGCUUGUCCUCCCACACUUGUGGAUAAAGGUGUGUCUGCCUUUGAGACAACUAGUAGCCCUAAAUCGCAAAGUUCACAAAAUGUCCAGGUUUGUAAUGAACAUCCUGUUCAAGACAGUAAGGAGACCCCAAAGAAACCAGUGAAGAUUAUGGAUCUGCAUGGCUGCCAGUUCAUAAGUGUCUCGGAUCUAGAAGACAAAGCACUUCACAAUGAUUUGCCACUGUGUCUCAGCCCAGGGGCACAAGACGUUCCUUCCAUUUGCCCUUCUUCACCUACUUCUGCUCAGCUUCAUGUUCUUGCAACUUCUGUUAUUAGGAGUGCUGCUGCUGAUCCACAACCCUCAAUCACAAUUACAGACGAUCUCCCGAAACCCACCGUUCACCCAGAUAUCCCUGAGGAUUCUCUGUUACCCAUCCACAUUGAGCCCAAUAAAGAUCCAGAGAGAAUCCCCCCACAAGACAUGGCAGAUCCUUCUUACUCUGAGAUCUUUCGAGCCAUAAAGAUGCAGAGCGUUGCACCUCACAGAGCCUCCUCCUCACCUCCUACAGUCUGGUUCUCCUCUCACCUGUCGGAGCUGGACGCCCAGUUGGCUGCACUACAGAACAUUGCAGACUAUCUGGAGAUGGACUUUUCCAACUCCAGGAUGCUGGUGAACACCAUCGAAAAGCUCACCCCAGUCUUGGCUCCUGAUGUGAAGAGUACCAUGGCAGUAAAAAAAAACGUCAGACUGUCUGUCCCACAGGAAGCAUGGACACAACAAUCUGACAUUUUAACUGAACUGAAUGCCUGUGAAGACGAAGAAGAAAAUCAGGGAGACAAAAAUGUGGUUCAUAGUGACUCCUGCGCUCCCGAAAGACAGCCUUCAUUCCAUUUUUUCACUUCUUCUCACGGUCGCAGAGCUGGUCCUUCCUACCUUCACAACCCUUCGAAAAUUAAAGAUCAGUGGACUGAAGCAUCUGGAAUGUCUCAUGCAUGGGAAGAUGAGGAUUUAGGUCAGACUGGGCUAUCGGAUACAGCAGAAAUCUUAGACGAGUUGGUAAAGGAAGGGUAUUUAUCCCUGACUGACCUGGAUUUGUCCACUUCACAGACUACACACCAUAGCAGCAGGCUGGAUCAGCAGCAAAGUAGCUGGACGUCGCAGAAGAGUGUCCUUCCAGAGGAUGAGAGGAGAGAGCUGAGGAUCUGGAUGAAAAGGAAACAGAGAGAAAGACUGGCUGUUUAUCAAAAACACAGAGAAAGCCUGAGGGAGAGGGAGCUUAAACCUUUUUCUGCCUCUGGAAAAAUGAAAUCAACAAACAGAAACCGAGCAACCACUUGGAGAACCAGAGAGGAAAAAGAAAAGUUCAUGCUUCUGGAGCAAUACAACCAGAGAACACGUGAAGCUUGUUCUCUGGCCAGUGGCUUCCCCACCAGUCCUCCAAUCCUACACAGUUCUUCACAACCUGACGGCCCUCCAUUGCCCUCCACCUCCACUCCACCCUCUGGCAGCACUCACAGGGCUUACAGUGUCUCUUCCAAUGAUAAAAGAACACUUAAACCCCAGUCAGGACAAACUCAGCCCCACCUUUGUUCACGGACUGCUGAGGACCAGGGAUGGCCUUUGGAGGAUCAUUGCAGGAGACUGGGACUACAUAGACCAGCUACCUCUCUGCCAAGGGACCGUCUGUCUCAGGUGACCAGGCGGGGCAUGCUCACGGACACGAAGAGCAAAACUAAACUGCUCACAACCAGCCAGAGCGAGGAACGACAAGUCGGAUAUCAGAGAAAGACAUGGUUGAGCAAAAGGCCUUCGGGAGGGACUGCUGUAGGGAGAGGAAUCCAGAGGGAACAGAGGAAGACUGAAGACAGAGAAGAGGUGAACCUUUGGGAGCCAACCUCAGAACUGAAUAGGCUGCUGGGUCUAGAAGAGUCAGAGUCUAACACAGUUUUGGCUGGGCUGUUGGAUGAGCAGGAUGAGGGUGCCAGAGCUGGUGUGUCAGGGAUGGACUGGCUGGACAACCUGUCUGAGAGCGCCAGCAGCAGCCUCAGCAAAAUAGACUGGGCUGCUAUCGAGAGGAUGGUGGCUGCAGAGGAAGCUUGAGCUUUAGUGGCUCAGGUAAAGGAAAAACAGUGCCAUGUUGACUAUAAAAAAUAGAUGUUGUAUCACGGAAAAAAACUUCCAAGAUUUUAUGUGCCUAUUAAAUGUAAAUCAAAAAUAUUGUAAACUGUGAUAAUAUAAAUUAUUUAUAUUUUUAAUAGAUUACAUAUGAUCAGUAGUGAUAUUAAAUAUGUCAAGACAGAUUGAUUUUUUUAUUUGUAAAGUAAGCCUACAGUAAAUUAUGUGAUGUAAUCACUUUCAUUUUCAUACACAAUUUGUAAUAGAAUAUUUGUCUUACUGACAGCUGCAGUGAUGUCUUCUCGAAAAUGUAGAUUUGUGACAUUUGUGUGUAUGUGUGCUAAUGUUUUUAGAUUUAUAGUUUAUUUUUGUACAGACUUGUCUACCUGGCAAUUAAAU
This is a messenger RNA of Xiphias gladius (swordfish), 10454 nucleotides long. RefSeq names its product ciliogenesis and planar polarity effector 1 (gene cplane1). The transcript has 50 exons. The record is from RefSeq and is a predicted model, not a curated record. Bases 198 to 10040 code for a protein of 3280 amino acids. Lineage: Eukaryota; Metazoa; Chordata; Actinopteri; Istiophoriformes; Xiphiidae. Gene Ontology annotation, biological process: cilium assembly. Gene Ontology annotation, cellular component: ciliary transition zone. Gene Ontology annotation, molecular function: protein binding.